UUACCCUUCGAUUGGUCCAAGAGCCGAACGGGGUCUUCGGCCUUGGUUGUUACCGGGAAUAAAUGCGAUUCACCCUUCGGCUAGGCUUGAGGCCGAAUAGGGUCUUCGGUCCUGGCUGUGCCCAAGAAUAAAGCGCGUUACCAUUCGACUGGGUCUAGGGCUGAAUGGUGUCUUCGGCUUUGAUGGCCGAGUAGGUGUACUACCCUUCGGGUGGUCCUGAAGCCGAAUGGGUCUUCGGCUUUGUCUUUGGUUGAGAACAUGUGCAUAUUCCGUACACUACCCCCUAAGCCGUGAAAUAGAAGAAGGGUUUUGUGUUAAGUCGUUAUCACAAGUCUGACAAGUGUGGGGAGUUGUGACCCCUCAGGUUUUGAUUUGACGUUUCUGGGGCACGCCGCCCUUAGGUUGAGCGCCUAAGUGAGUAGGGUUACAACUGGUGACAUUUCGUGUCCAGGGGCAUUAAUGAGGUGCCUCUUCAUAUUCCCUCGGGGUGUCUAUAUAUACGUCAGUGUGGAGCAGGGAAUAUGCGUUAUUUCUCUUUGACACCUUCGUCCUGAACACCUAUUACUACACCCAUUUUUUGAAUAUUAUGCGAGGUAGGUAUAGUUUUUCGUAUAAAAUGGCCAUUGAGGAGAUCGUACUAUCUUUUGGGGGUCGUCUAGUGUUAGGGGUUCGGCUGAUGGUUCCGAUGUUGAACGAUCCAAUGACUUUUCCAAGAGGCUCGGGUUGAGUGAUAGUGCUGACUUAGGGGACUCGUUCGGUUCUCCGUUACCGGAUGCCGAGAUGGGUCCCCGGGAUUAUAAGCGAAAAUUCCCUCCGUGCCAAGUUCUGAGUUAUGAGUGGGUCGACGGGGAGGUGGCGGCCUACUUCUUGCAUUUUUAUGAGAGGGUGAUCGUGGAGCGUCUAAUGGGGUAUGCUGGUUGGCGAGAUGGGAAAAUCUAGACCCCUACCCGGUGAUGUUGCAUCGAUGCCGAGCCAAGGGUCCGAGAGAGGCCGGUAUGGUGUUUCUUGCGAAGUAAAAAGACCAGGGGGACUUUUUUUAUAUGUAUAAGUGCUUGUUCAGGGAGCUCGGUGUGUCCCUUCCUUUUGAUGAUUUUCAAAUGAGUGUGCUUCGUGUGUUAAACGUUGUGUCGACCUUGCUACAUUCGAAUGCUUGGGCAGUCGUUCAGGCCUUCCGGGUGCUUUAUAAAUACCAUCACAUAGAGCCUAUCGUAGGUUUGUUUUUGCAUUUCUUUUGUACUCGUCCAUCGUCUAAGACGGUGAAGUGGCUAUCAUUAAUAAAGCACGUAGAUCGGCCUUUACUUAAACCUUUUACUUCCUCUUUCAAGGGUUUUAAGUCCGGAUAUCUAAAAGUGAUUAUAGACCUCGUAGUCGGAUGAAAUUUCUUCUAUGAUAGUGAGGGAAAUUCGUUGUUCCCCUUCUAUUGGACUCGGGAACCUCGAAAGUACGAUGAGUUCCCAGCCAAGAUGUUGAGUAUUGAGGAGGCCUCGGCGUUAGCAUACCUGAAUACCCUACCCCGAGAGAUGCCGGCUUGGUUUUUUAUUCUUUUGCCGAAAUCCCCUCGGCCUCGUUUUGACUUGGAUGGUUGGAUGGCACGAGGGCUCAGACUCUCUUAUCAACAAGCCCUAAGGAACCAGGCCCCUGCUGGGACCUCGGCCGAGGAUCAUUGGAGUGUGGCAGUAGACUAUGUACCUGUUGUGGCCGAGGCGCGUCCCCCUCCUAUGGAUGUUGGGUUGCCGGAUCCUAAUGCUAGGAAAAAGAAGGAUAAAGGCAAGUGUAAGGCUGACGUAGUGACUUCCGAUGCGCCGAGGCUUAAGCAUCAUCGGGGGAAGGGUCUUCGACGACUUGGCUAUACCCUUGGCCAUCGUGGCAAAAGAUUUCUUGUCAGCCGAGAUCUGGCCUUCGAGGAUGAUGUCGUUCGAUUUAUUGUCUGAGCAAGGUCACUUGAUGCUAGAGUCGGCAUCCCCUUCGGCUCAAUGGACAAUGGCGUGUGAAUUAUAGAUUCGGGCGACGACCAUUCUGCGAAAAGUUGCCCUAGAACCGAUGACUGAUGCCCACAACCUGCAAAAGUCUUUGGAGGAGACUAAAGUGGCCUUCCAAAAGUCGGUGGAGGCCCACGAAGUAACUUCCAACGAGAAGUUACAAUUGGAGGCUGAGGUAGCCAAACUGAAAGAAGCUCUUAGAGAUAUGGAAGGUCGAGCCUUGGAUGUUGAAGAUGUUGAAAGGAUGAGGGUGCAAGAGGUGAAAGAUAUGUUGGCUUGGGAUGAAACGGCUAAGGCUGACGCCGAAGCCUCCCUUGCCAGUUUUAAGACGGAGUGUGAAAAUAAGAUCAUCCGGGAGCAUGAGGUUGGCUUCAUGCAUGCCGUUCGCCAAACGAUGUAUUUUUGUGUCAUACCUCCCGGUUUCUCUUUUGAGCUAAGCAAGGAUUUUUACCAGGGGAAUAUAUGGACUUUGUUAACAUACCCGAGGAUGCUGAACCGGAUGAGGUGGCACCCCCCGUUCAACUGUCGUCAAGGAUCCGGGCACCACUAUGAAUGUUGACGAAGAUACUGAAGGUGACGAUAAUACUGUCAGCAGCGCCUAGGGGGUUCGGUCCCUAUUUUUUGGGUGUACAUCUAUUUUGUUUAUGAUGUAUAGCUUAAGGGUAUACUUUUUUUCACUUUUGGUCUACAUUGCGGCCAUUUUUUUAUUGUAUUUUGGGCCAUCAAUGCCAAUUUGUGAUUGUACCCUUGGAAAUUAGUGCCUUUUUAUGAAUGAAGUACUCGUAUGCUCGAAUGGUUA
Messenger RNA from Cajanus cajan (pigeon pea), 2778 nucleotides. The record is from RefSeq and is a predicted model, not a curated record. Lineage: Eukaryota; Viridiplantae; Streptophyta; Magnoliopsida; Fabales; Fabaceae.